Molecule: messenger RNA, 1113 nt
Organism: Salvia hispanica
Lineage: Eukaryota; Viridiplantae; Streptophyta; Magnoliopsida; Lamiales; Lamiaceae
Source: RefSeq, a predicted model, not a curated record
AAAUGUAUCCGUUGUUGCAGAAAACAAGUUAGUACUUUGCUUAUUGUGUUAAUUAAUUUCUUAUGUGUGAGAUAUAACAGUAUAUAUAACACCUUAAGUACUACUACAUGCUCUAUUAAUACUCCAUAGAAUGUAUUAUUGAUCCACAAACCUAAAUACUAGUAAAUCAUUUUACAUUCACCAUAGAAUGUUAUAAACUUUUUUCAAUUUUCUCGUCUAAACAAGACAUCCAAGAGUUCCAAGAUCAAUUAAACAAGAAGGAUAAAGGAAAUCAAGGAAGCACACAAAUAGAUUUAUCCAAUUGGAUUUUUCUAGUUUGUCUUAUGUUUGCUAUGUAUUUUUCAUUACUUUAUUUUAGGCUACUUGUCAUAAACUAAAUUUCAACAUCAGUCGUAAAACAUGAUUAAAUUAUUUUUGAACCGUGGCCACCACUCCAAGCUAUAGCCGACAUAAAAUGACAAAAAUCAAUAAAACACUUUGAUUUAUUUAUAUCCUUCGUACACAGAGAUAGAUCAAAAUCAUAAAAAAUAUGGGUGAAAACAGAGAUGAAAAAAUCAAAAUCAAUCUUAGGCCCUUAGAAAUAUCAGACAUGGAUGAUUUCAUGGCGUGGGCAAGUGAUGAAAGAGUUGCCCGUUUCUGCACUUGGGAACCCUACACUUCACGAGAUGAAGCACUCCACUUCCUCACCAACAUCGCCAUCCCCCACCCAUGGCUCCGAGCCAUCUGCGUCGGAGAUCGAGUCGUGGGCUCGAUCUCCGUCACGCCCGGCUCUGGCACCAGGAGCUGCACGGCGGAGCUCGGCUACGUGUUGGCGCACGAGCACUGGGGGAGAGGGAUUGCCACGGAGGCGGUGAAGGUUGUGAGCUCCACCAUUUUCCGAGAGUGGCCGCUGCUGCAGAGGCUCGAGGCUUUUGUGAACGCCGAGAAUGGAAGGUCCCAGAAGGAUCUAGACAAGGCUGGAUUUGUGAGGGAAGGCUUGCUGAGAAAGUAUGAAGUUAUCAAAUGGAAACCUAGAGAUAUGAUUGUUUACAGCCUUCUUUCUGGUCAUGUUUCCUAGCCACUUUUACUCUGCUUUAAUUUUUUGUAAUAUUAUUGAGUUGGGUUUUCAAUAUA